AUGGCCAAUCAACAUGAGAACCUGCGCGAGAGGACGCUCAACAACGAGAACCUUGCCGGCCCCGAGGUCAAUCGAGGCGGUGUCGGGGGGAACCACGCGAAUCUCAUGGAUCGGACGCACAACAAUGAGAAUCUCACUGCGCCCACGCCAGACUUGAGCGCUCCCUUGGAGAAGGACUUUAGCAAUGGUAGUAAAACUUCCGGCCACCUUCCUCCCUUCGACGUUAAUAGCCAGGCAGGCGCGUACAGCAACGGGUAUCAUCAACAUCUGGAUGCCAGCCAUGACUCCGAGACUGCACUCAGGAAGAUACAGACGGCCGGCAGCAUAUCGAUCACACCUGAACUCUUCGAGAAGCUCUAUCUCUCGCCGCAGACCCGCGUCCAUGGUGAUCUGCGGAGAACCGUCGGCAACCCAACGCCUCUGGCUCUUCUCGGCUUUUUGCUCUCGCUCAUGCCGCUGAGCAUGGAUCUGAUGGGCUGGAGGGGCGCGGGUGGUAAUGGCGCCGCCGGAACUGGCACAUACUACUUCUUUGGUGGCCUUCUGAUGAUCCUUGGAUCUCUCGGCGAGUUCCUCAUUGGCAACACGUUCCCUUUCGUCGUGUUUGGUUCCUUCGGCGCCUUUUGGCUCGGCUGGGCAGCUACCCUCCAGCCCUUCUACAAUGCCUAUGGCGCGUACUCGACUACCGACAAUCCCGCAGACGGACUCGCAACCGUUGGCUUCCGCUCCAGUUACGCAUUUUUCUUUCUCGCCAUGGCUCUGCUCUGCUUCAUCUACCUUAUCUGCUCCCUCCGAACCAACAUGUGCUUUUUCAUGAUCUUCUUCUCGCUAGUCAUGACCUUCUGCCUGCUCGCUGGAUCGUUCUGGGAAGCGAAUAAUGGGAACGUCGCUCUGUCUGGAAGACUGCAAAAGGCAGGCGGGGCGUUCGGUUUCGUGACCACUCUGUUCGGGUGGUGGAUCUUCAUUGCUAUCAUGCUGGCUAGCUUGGACUUCCCGUUCGAGAUUCCAGUCGGUGAUCUUUCAGGGUUUAUCAAGGGUGCUACAGAGAGGAAGUCGAAGGAGAGCGUGUAG
This is a messenger RNA of Didymosphaeria variabile, 1068 nucleotides long. RefSeq lists its product as uncharacterized. The record is from RefSeq and is a predicted model, not a curated record. The coding region runs from base 1 to 1068 and encodes 355 amino acids. NCBI's taxonomy places the organism in Eukaryota, Fungi, Ascomycota, Dothideomycetes, Pleosporales, Didymosphaeriaceae. The transcript is spliced from 6 exons. Gene Ontology annotation, cellular component: plasma membrane. Gene Ontology annotation, molecular function: acetate transmembrane transporter activity.